Cladophialophora bantiana CBS 173.52 is the source of this 249-nucleotide messenger RNA. RefSeq lists its product as uncharacterized. The coding region runs from base 1 to 249 and encodes 82 amino acids. NCBI's taxonomy places the organism in Eukaryota, Fungi, Ascomycota, Eurotiomycetes, Chaetothyriales, Herpotrichiellaceae. The transcript has a single exon. The record is from RefSeq and is a predicted model, not a curated record.
AUGGUUUUUCUCGUUCUCGCUACUGGCGCAGCCAUCUACUUCACCGUCGAAAAGGUUCGCGACCACAAGAAAAAGAAGCGAGCCUUGAGAGCUCAAGAAGCUUCACGACACGGCUUGGUCGAAACCGUAUCAAACAUUGACGAAAACACAGCCCGCCGCUCAAUGGAAGACCUCCCACCGUACAUUUUGAGAGAACCUCCACCAUACCAGAUAAGGGACCAACAUCGCGAGUUGAAGGAAAACAAGUAG